AUGGAGCGCGCAGAGGUCACUGAAGCUCGGAAGCGUAUACACGUGUUGAUCGUGGGCGCUGGAUGCUUUGGGCUGUCGACUGCCUACCAUUUGCUCGUGGAUAACGAGAGCUCGACGGACCUUGGCGCACAAGGCACGGCCCCGUGGUACAAGGUCACCAUUAUCGAUGCUUCAGAUGUUCUCCCAGCUCCUGACGCUGCAAGCACGGAUCUGAAUAAGAUUGUCCGUACGAGCUAUAGCGACGGUUGGUACACGCGCUUUGCCAAAGAGGCUAUAGCCAAGUGGAAAGAGGGUACAAUUUGUGGAAAAGAUACAUAUCAUGAAUCCGGUGUGUUAGUGCUAGGCCUGCGCUAUCAAUCGACGGAAGGUCCCGACCAGGGAUUAACAACGCCGUACGCUGACGCUGCAUUACGUAAUGAUCGUGAAAUCAACGCAAGGAUCGAAGAGUUUCCGAUGCCUGGCAUGGCUCGUCGUGCACUCCCACAGGGUGUCAUCGGUGGCCACCUCUUCGAUGAAGGGGCCGCGUAUCUCAAUCGAGAUGGUGGCUGGGCGAGUGCAUCAAAGGCUAUGGAGGCUAUGCUUGGAAAUGUGAAGCGACUUGGAGGUGAGAUACUCACUGGCUGCAAGUUGUCUGGGAUUUCGCCCCAAGCCGAUGGGACGUCCACGGUCAAUCUCGAGAAUGGGGAAGUCAUUCACGCCGAUAUGGUAGUAUUGACCACAGGUGCAUGGACGCCCCUGGUUGUCGGAGGGAUACCACACCUGGAGAAUGUUCUCAAGGACCGCCUAGUAGCGACUGGGCAAGUGGUGGCAACUCUCCGACCUUCUCCAUUCUACCAACAGCAGCUCCGGGAAGCACCAGUUUUGCUGGAUUGGCAAUCUGGAUUUUACAUGUUUCCACCGAAUGAAGAAGGCGUCAUCAAGAUUGCAAUUCACGCAGAAGGCCACACUUUUGCACCUGGCUCGUCGCAAGAUGAUUCCUCGGGAUCGAAUCCAUCAAACCUUGUUGACAGGAUAUCACGACCACGGACAGUGCGAACGCACGGAGAGGACGACGGGACGCGGGUCCCUCGUCAUAUUCUCCAACGUAUCCACGCCAAACUCGAGGGAGCGUACCCAGAACUGGGCAAAGUUGCCCUAGAGACGACACGACUUUGUUGGUAUACGGAGAGCCCGGACGAGAACUGGUUCAUCGACCAGGUUCCGGGGCAUCCAACCCUGUUUAUUGCGACUGGCGGUUCGGGCCAUGCCUUUAAAUUUCUGCCAGUCAUUGGAAGACUGGUCAAGGAGCGAAUCGAAGGACGCCUUCGACCCGAGGACGCUGUGAAAUUUUCUCUGGGCAGGGAGUUUGGGGCUCGCUUCCGCUCUCGAUUGGGAGAGCCUGUGGCGUUGGAUGAGGGAACGUUGUGGGGACCGAAGGAGUUUAACAUUGCAAGGGUUACGGAACAAAAGCUCACGGAUGCUCCUGUCGUCGCUGGUGGCAAAGGAAUGUACAUGAGCCAGUACCACGACUUGCCCCCCAACGCGUCUGCUCCUCUGUCGCAACAAAUCAUCCAAAAUCAUCCAAAUAUUCGCCACGGGCUCAAUGGCCCUGCCCUCAUCGUCCCAAACGACGUGCACAUGGCCCAGGCGACUCAGCACGUUCAACAGCAGCCGCGGCCGUCCAAGCAGGACAAGGGAAGGACCACCGUGCUCGCAAUUCCCUCUGUUACCAUUGUCGGCUCUCAGACGUUCAUCGGCGAUGCCAAUUCCAUGUCAGAGAGAUCGUAUACACCCGUCAAGGGCGUCGGAGAUGGUUCUUUUGGCACAGUCUUCCUCUGCGACUGGCACACCCCGCUCGCCCCGUCCAUCGCGCUCGCUCCGAUGCAACAAGGCGCCGGUGCAAGGCCAGAAUGGCAAGGCAAGCGUCUUGUCGCUAUAAAACAGAUGAAGAAGCGCUGGGAAGGCGGUUGGGACGAGUGUAGACGCCAUCCGGAGCUCGAGUCAUUACGAUCGAUUCCACCACACGAAAAUGUCAUCCCCUUGUAUGACUGUUUCCUUCUCCCGAGCUCAAAGGAGCUCUAUUUCGUCUUUGAAUGCAUGGAGGGCAACCUGUAUCAACUCAUCAAGUCGAGAAAGGGGCGUCCUCUGGCAGGCGGUCUCGUUUCCUCCAUUUUCGCUCAAACGUGCAAGGGUCUCGCCCAUAUUCACGACUCGGGCUACUUUCAUCGCGACAUGAAGCCGGAAAACUUGCUCGUCACCACCACUGGUAUCGCAGAAUACACAAACUUUUCCCCUCUAGUUCCUCCGGGCUCUCCACCAGAACGGGAUGUCAUCGUCAUCAUCAAACUCGCCGAUUUUGGGCUCGCAAGGCAGAUCAAGUCAAAACCGCCCUACACAGAGUAUGUUGCGACACGCUGGUAUCGAGCACCCGAGAUUUUGCUCCAGUCAACUGAUUACAACGCACCCGUCGACCUAUGGGCAGUGGGCACCAUCAUGGCCGAAGUUGUCAAUCUGAAACCACUGUUUCCUGGAACGAAUGGUCCUGACCAAUUACUACGCAUCUGUCAGAUAUUGGGUGACCCUUCAGAUGCCUAUGGCUUCGAUUCACACGGCCGGCCAGUCGGAGGAGGUAAAUGGUCCAGGGGCCUCAAAAUGGCGAAACAGAACGGAAUCUCGUUUCCAAAGAUUCAGCCACAAGACUUUUUCAGUUUGUUUGAUCAAUCCGUGCCGCAGUCCCUUGUCGAGUGCAUCUAUGCGCUUCUGAGAUAUGACCCAGAAGCACGACUUACAGCACAUGGUUGCUUGAAUCACGCAUACUUUGUAGAGACGGCGCAGCCGUUUGCGCAUCCGACUUUCAAUGCCCCACGCCGACAUACGAGCUCUGCUGGAUCUGGAAACUCGACCUCUUCCCGGCAUGGUCCGCUUGCAACCGUUUCACCCCGCUCGAUACCGCCAUCGCAUUCACACUCUGCGGCCGCCCGACACUCCACCCACCAUCAUACUCAUCACCAUCACCCAUAUUCGAAUGGACCCGUCAAUAGAGCUCCACCACUGCCACACCACGGCUAUGCGACAAAUGGCGAUCUCGACAUGACGCCCGCAGAUGGUAUCGUAGAGGUCGAUCGGAACAAUCAGCCCGUCAGGCGGCAAUACGGUCAUCAUCGCCUACCGCCGCAGCCAGAGCGAGAGCGAGAACGCAGUUCAAUGGACCUCAGUGCGGAUAAUACCAGCAACCCAACCGGAAAGUCUGGCAUGUUUGGGUUGAAGAAGCUGUUCGGUCAUCAAGAGAAACAGGUGUCGCUCCCCCCUGUGGAGGAGAUUACAUUUGCGUCCAAUUCUACCCCUUCAUUAAAGGACACGCCCUCGACGAGUUCAGAAAGCCGAUCAUUGCCCGAAGUACACGGAAUCGCCUAUGCCAAUCAUCCAAUCCCGCCGCCAGUUCCUCUACCGGCUCCAAUUCCUCCUCCCAUGGACCCAAAGAAGCGGAAAAAGGAGCAGGAGAGGCAGGAGCGCGAUCUCGAAAUGCAACGACGUGCAAAUUUGCAAAAGAUGCAACAAGAGCGCGCUCGUGCGGUCGUGGCAAAACGAAAUCGACUGGAAAACUCGCGCGACACCGAUUUCGAGUUUCAGAGCGUCAAUACUGCUCGAUUGGCUCAGGGUAACGGACGACCCAAGACGCGGAAGAAGCAGGACAACCCACCGAAUGCGUUUAGCAACGAGGUUGUGCCUCUGAGCGUGAGAGCGGCGAACAGCUAUGGAACAGAGUCGGUAAAGGGUGGCAUAAACGGAUCGCGGCAGCAGCAACGGGGUGUACAGGUGCAGAACAGCAUUACACCACUGCUUGGUGCACACGACUAUCGGAAACGGCGAAAAGAUGACGAUGAAUUGUCCAUGUCAAGCUCGGACGUACAGUCGGUCGGCCGCAUGUCCGUUAUUUCAUUUGCCACGGUCGAGUCUGAUCCUGGGUCGACGCGGGUACGGCGACGACCGAGUGCGUACAACUAUGCGCUCAGCCCGCGUCCGUUGGGGACAGCAACGUCCAUUUCGUCCAUCCAGAGUUACAGCAAUUCGCCCCGCUCGUCGCAUUCAGUGGAACCGGGCAUGCGGCCCAACGGCGGGUCCCUGGACGCUCAAUUUACAAGUGACUUUGAGACACGGGCGACGCUCGCGGCGGCAAGUGGAAAUCCCCUGUAUUCUCCGGCGCUGCAACCUCCACAUUCCCAUCGACAGUCGGCGUCUCCCACCGGUCAUCCGGAUGUUGUCGACUCGAUGAGUCCUCCGAACAUGCAGUUCCUCACCCUCGCGGGCUCGCCCAGUCAUCCGCCAUGGACGCUUGAAUCGGGCGGGAAUAGUCCUGUCGCAGAAGUUGGGAGCGUAGAUGGGAAUAGUGUGAGUACGCUGGGUAGUCGGAGAUUACCGUCGUCGAUGCAUGGAGCCAAUCCUGGUCAUCACUCUACCCCGUCCUACGAGUAUUUUACCUAUACCCGAAGCCAUCCGCCAACGCCGCAUUCAGGGAUUAAUCCCAUGUUCCAAGUGGCUCCUCCGGUCCCGCCUCUUCCUGCAACCUCUCACAUUGCGUCUGGACAGUCGCUACCCCCCCUUUCCAGUCUCCUUUCCGUGAUCGACAUGCAAACGCACCCGACAGACUCAAUUCAUCAGCAGCAACCGCUUGGUCAACCGCCAUGA
Messenger RNA from Serendipita indica DSM 11827, 4665 nucleotides. Lineage: Eukaryota; Fungi; Basidiomycota; Agaricomycetes; Sebacinales; Serendipitaceae. The record is from the annotation of a GenBank genome assembly.